CAUCACGCUCCAUUUAUCCAGCUAUACCUCCUUUACUAUCUUUUAGUUAUUCUUGUCCUUGCUUGAUUGUUUAUUGAAAGAGAAAUGUUGUUUUUUUUUUUUCGUAUGAAAUAGCAGUCAAUUUGUUUUUCUAUAAGUGAUUCCAAUUUUACCGACAGAGAAAUGUGUGUCACGAGGAGACCAAUGUUUGGCUCAAGCAUGUUGGAACGCGGCCCGCGUGUUGUUGCUAGGAGGCGCUGUUGUAGCCCGGAAGAGGGACGACGACGGCGGCGAUGGGCGAACCGGGAACGCCGCGACAAAAUCCACGUUUUUCAUGAUUGCCGUGGCUGUGGCGUUUUUACACAAACGCACGCCGCCGGUGUAUGGUCACCAAAGAGCAAAGGAGGAGAAACGUCGCGGUUUGUUCGCUGCGCGGAACGCGUGUGGAUGGAAAGCUACGAGGAAUUCUCCUCGCGGAGUGCGGCCACACUGCGGGAGGAGGGCGAAUUCGGGGGACGGACGCGUGAGGCCGUCGCGGCGAAAUCAUCCGUCAUCCUCUUCUGUGGAAAAGCUGUCCUGUCCCCGCUGAUGAGCGAAGAGCAGCGGGAACAGAUGCGCGACCUCCGGCGGAGGGCGACGCAGCUGGAAACGGGCCGGCGGAACCGGCAGAGGAACAAACCUUCGGCCCCGGUUAGAGACAUCCCCGCCAGUUGUUCGGCGCAGUCGCAGGGACGCACGGGGUCUGCGACAAAAGACGGCAACAUACUGACUUGCAAGUGUGAACACCUUGGACAAAUCACAGGUUGUCGCAAACGUAGUUCAUUGGAAAUUUUAAUCCCGAAACAGACACGUCAAGAACCAUGUGGUGACGCUGAUAAUUCACCGAGUCCCAGAGCAACAACACUCAGUGGUUACAAACUGAUCACUGACACACCCAGACUUCCAGAAGACCCAGCAUUUGGUGUUCAAACUAGCAAGCGGUCAACUAGCCCCGUCCUCAAUGGUCUCAGUACCGGGGACGAGUUCAAGUUGGAGACGGAAGAGAAGAGCGAUGAAGACGAUCUGAGUAUGUACAGCCUUCUCAAGCAAACAAAAGAGGACGUCAGCAAGGAGCAGAGUCAGGACAGAUUGAAAGUUAGCAUUCCGACACCUUCACCUGAGGCCGUCUCAGAGGCAGAGAUAUGUAGUCCAAAACGUGGUGUUGAGUUUGGCUUUAGUUUGCACCACAGUCCCAUUGGCCCUCCUAAGAGUCCCGUCCAUCAAAAUCUGUAUCAUCCCGGUCCUCAACAGCCCGUAUCGCCUUGUCUUCUCGAUCAGUACAUUCGGCAGCCCAGCCCAGAGUCACCUUUCAGCCCUCGGAUUCAGAGACGUAAACCUCGGCCGUUCUCCACGGGGAACCUCCACAUGGUUUUCCCAGGAACGCCGUGGGAAGGAGCAUGUCGGUCAGAUUGGGACGAAGCCCUCUCGUGGUCUCCGGAUCACUGGAGCUUAGUGUCAAGCAAUGGUGUGGGGGCUCAAAACAGGCGGGAAAAUCAUCAAUCUGGUCGUUGCGGCGUCAGUCCAGUGCGGGAACCCCAUAGCCCCGUGAGCCCCUCACUGCCUAGCCCGAUUGCGCAACAUGACCACCUAUCAUCAAACUUCCGUCGGCGGUGCCACACCUUGGACAGUCAGCUGCACACCGACCAAGCUGGAACCCAUCGCAUUGACCGCAGUCAAGAAAGAACGCCUCGCUUCAUGGCGGGAGUCACCAUGCGCCCCUCCGCCUGGCGCAACUCGGCCUCACUCAUGAGCAAGUCGAGCUACGUAGAGAAUCCAUCGCCGAAUCUGCGGAGGCCUCACAUCUGCCCCCAAGUCAAGCUCAGGACAGAGCCUGAUGAUCCUCGAGGGCCUCGUGAUGAAACCUCACCAAUUGGCCUCAGAAAUGCUGCAGACCCACAUGCCAAUAACGCAGAGGAGAUCAAGAGGCGAGCGCAAGUUCUGGAGGACAUGCAGAGGCGUCUGGAGGAGGAACACGCUUUACAGAUGUCACUGCUUCUGGCUGAGCAGGAGAAUGAGCAACAGCGCCUCCGUCUGGAGCUCGAAGAGACUGAACGAAGUCUGAGGGAACAGGAGUGUGAGAAAGUUCAGUACUCGGAUACUUCACAGUGGAAGCGUGUGCCCGGGAAUGACGGACUUCCGACUGCCAGCUCGUCCGCCUCAACGCCGGGACACGGUAGAGGUCUUUCUAGUCCAAUUAGUUCUAAUGUGACCUCUCCCUCCGCCCAGUCCCCCGUUUACUUACGAGGGCCCACUUGGGCAGCCCACAAGCCUCAAGCAAGGCUAAGUCAGGUUCUGAAAGCAGAACAACAGCGAGCGCUGUUUCGAAUCGGCGCCAUUGCCCGUGGCUUCCUCACACGGAGACUCCUCAAAACUCACAAGGUUCAGCAUCUGCGGCAGACCAUCUCGGACACGCAGGAGUUCAUUAGUUCCUUCCAGACGGAGGGUCCGCAGAAGAGAAGCACUUUCUCCGCACAGGAUCUCUCCCUGCAGGACAGAGUUCAAGCCCACUUGCGCGCGGCCCUCUACGACAUCCACGAAAUCUUCUUCGAAAUACCGCUGGGGGAUCGAUUGGCACUGCUGCAGCAGGAUAGGGAGCUCUGUGCCGAGAAGAGGCAACGAGACCUGGAGAAAGCCAAGAAGGAAAAGGAGCGAGCUGUCCUGUCUGCCGCCACCCAAAGAUCUCUGGACCGAAAAAAGAGGGAGGGGGAGUCGCCGGGACAGGCUCGAAAGGUGAUGCACAAGCCCAAAAGUCCAACUCCCAUCAGAGUUCAAAAGUCCAGCCAAGUCCAAAAAGGUGUCCCGAGCCAGCUCAACCGCCAGGGGAGCUGGUACAAAAAGACCCCCGACGCCAGGGUGAAGCGCACGGACAACCUGAAGAACCUGAAGAAGCAGCACUCGCUCGGCUAACAGGUGGCAAACACGCCUCGUCGCAUCUUUUUAGAAUAUAGUAGUACAUAAGACGCAAAGUUUGUUUAGCAUCCAUUAGUUGCCCUCGAUGACCACAUUUGGCAGAGUUGACCAUUGAGAAACCUCCCGCUGAAUGUUUCAAGUUCUUCAGUGGUUCCUUGACUAGGGAGUUGAAUUUGUUCCCUCAUCACGCUCGCAACUCAAAACACAUGUUUCUCAAAUCAUCUUUCUCUGUUGUAAUGUCAAAUAAUAUGAAGUUAUACGCGACACAGUACAUUUUUGCUGCUCACCUGAGAAUCGGGACAUCGCCUCGUAUCAUAAUCCGUCGCUAGCGCUACUGGAUUUCGCGUCUUAAGUAAACAUCAGAGUUACCCUAAUUCCCGGCCUACAGGGCGCACCUUAUUAUAAACCUGACCCAGUACAUUGGUAAAGAAAAUACCAUUUGGUACAUACGCCGCAGCUGUGUAAAAGCCGCAAGUGCCCGCGUUGAAAUACGAGAUAUUAACAAAGAAAGACAGUACACAGAAAGAGCUCAAUGCUAGCGCGGCGCUAACGCUAGCGCGGCACUAACAUUGGCGUGGCACUAAUGCUAGCGCAGCACUGACAGGGCUGGAUAAAAAAACAAAACACUUAACGGUAAAAAUCACGUGAAUUAUGUUAAUUGUAAUUGAAAAAAAAUACAUGUAAAUAUGUCUAUAUAUUUAUCAUGAUGUUCAUAUUGUGAAAACAAUUUUUAGGUUUUGAAGUAACCUUUCAGUAAGUGUGCUAUGGAACAAAAGACUCGAGUAGCAUAACGUGCGAGGCUUCUAGUAAGUUCCUUGCUAAAUCCUGCGGGACGUGUGCCUCAAGAACGACGCCUUUAUUAUUUAUUCGACGUCGUCGGACACGCGUACUGUACAGUAUUCACAGUACAGUAGCGCCGGAAGUAGACCCGCGCCACGGCCGCAAGUUGCUUGGAUGGAUGAGAAAGCGUUUUAAGGGCUUGGAGUCUACGUUUGAUUCUUUUUUGUUUUGUUUUGUUUUUAUGGUAUUGAAAUUGCCUUUUUAUUCAUGCAUAUAUUUGGUCUUCAGUGUACACCAAAUGAAAUCUGAAUGUAUUUGUUUACAUAGCUACACUUUAGUGCCGCUCUAUUAUUGCAGUUACGGUCCAACGUUUCAGUUUUGGAGCUGGAAUGGGGCAUAAAAAAAAGUAUUCAAUGAAUAAAUUAAAAGUAUGACAUCUUUAUUCUUAUAUAAGUAAUGACCCCCCCCCCCCCCCCCGCCGCCCCCCAUUACUACUGUAUUUGAUUCUCCCUUUUUUUCUGAAUUUUAUGACUUUCCUGCAAAAAUGUAACUUUGUUGGAAUAUUUCAACUUUUUUUUUCUUCAGUCUGUGGCCUUUUACACUUCAAAAGACCAAAAACCGGUCUUAAAGUAACCUCAUCAAUACAGUACCGAUUUACUGCAUAUGCUGUAAUUUUGGGAUUAUGAUUCAAACAUAAUUAACUAAAAAUGAAGAAAAAUGUGUAUGGAGGGAACCGAGAUGUCACAAGGUCUCGAUGUCUUAAAUACGAAACAAAUAUUGAAGUACACGUAAACAUGUCAAAUGUAUUAAUCCCACGUUUGUGCUGUGAUGACGUCCGCUGACUGAAAUUGCUUUUUAAUUUCAAUGUUUUCAUUUCGACUGUCGAUUUGGGUAUAUUUUGU
Molecule: messenger RNA, 4610 nt
Organism: Syngnathoides biaculeatus (alligator pipefish)
Lineage: Eukaryota; Metazoa; Chordata; Actinopteri; Syngnathiformes; Syngnathidae
Product: centriolar coiled-coil protein of 110 kDa-like
Exons: 14
Coding region: 163-2925 (920 amino acids)
Biological process (GO): centrosome duplication; regulation of cytokinesis; centriole replication
Cellular component (GO): centriole
Molecular function (GO): protein binding
Source: RefSeq, a predicted model, not a curated record